Lutra lutra (Eurasian river otter) is the source of this 1429-nucleotide messenger RNA. RefSeq names its product F-box protein 2 (gene FBXO2). Gene Ontology annotation, molecular function: protein binding; ubiquitin protein ligase activity. Lineage: Eukaryota; Metazoa; Chordata; Mammalia; Carnivora; Mustelidae. Gene Ontology annotation, cellular component: SCF ubiquitin ligase complex; cytoplasm. The record is from RefSeq and is a predicted model, not a curated record. The transcript has 6 exons. Gene Ontology annotation, biological process: glycoprotein catabolic process; SCF-dependent proteasomal ubiquitin-dependent protein catabolic process. The coding region runs from base 172 to 1107 and encodes 311 amino acids.
UGCCCCCACCAGGCCCAUCUGAGAGGGGGCCUUGCUUGGAGCGGGCCACGGGAAACACUCAUGCACGCUCAGGCAGCCAAGCCCCUCUCCUCUAGCACUGAAACUCCCAGUUCCUUCAGCCCCUGCUCCCCAUCCAUGACCCCCUUGCCACACCCUCUAUAGGGCCCCAGAAUGGGCCCUGCUGUUUUCCCAGGGUUCAGCUGUUCCCCUCCAGGGCCCAGUGCAGAGAGCGUGGGCCAGCCGGAGGAGGAGGUGAGCCCAGAGGGGCAGCAGGAGGAGGCGGGCGCGGAGGAGGCGAGCGCCGGGGAGGAGCGGCCCGAGGAGGAGGAGGAGGAGGCGGCCGCGGCGCCGUACCUGGACGAGCUGCCCGAGCCGCUGCUGCUGCGCGUGCUGGCGGAGCUGCCCGCCGCGCAGCUGGUGCAGGCCUGCCGCCUGGUGUGCCUGCGCUGGAAGGAGCUGGUGGACGGCGCCCCUCUCUGGCUACUCAAGUGCCAGCAGGAGGGGCUGGUGCCCGAGGGCGGCGCCGAGGACGAGCGCGACCACUGGCAGCAGUUCUACUUCCUGAGCAAGCGGCGGCGCAACCUGUUGCGCAAUCCGUGUGGAGAAGAGGACCUGGAGGGCUGGUGCGACGUGGAGCACGGUGGGGACGGCUGGAGGGUGGAGGACUUGCCCGGAGACUGUGGGGUGGAAUUCAUCCACGAUGAGAGCGUCAAGAAGUACUUCGCCUCGUCCUUUGAGUGGUGUCGUAAAGCGCAGGUCAUUGACCUGCAGGCUGAGGGCUACUGGGAGGAGCUGCUGGACACCACUCAGCCGGCCAUCGUGGCGAAGGACUGGUACUCGGGCCGCAGCGACGCCGGCUGCCUGUACGAGCUCACCGUGAAGCUGCUGUCGGAGCACGAGGACGUGCUGGCUGAGUUCAGCAGCGGGCAGGUGGCCGUGCCCCCAGACAGCGACGAUGCGGGCUGGAUCCAGAUCUCCCACACCUUCACCGACUAUGGGCCCGGCGUCCGCUUUGUCCGCUUCGAGCACGGGGGUCAGGACUCCGUCUACUGGAAGGGCUGGUUCGGGGCCCGGGUGACCAACAGCAGCGUGUGGGUGGAGCCCUGAGGGACGCCCCCCCUCUCCAACCUCAGCCGCCUCGGAGGGGCAGAGGUCUGGGGUAUGUAGAUCUAGUGGGUAGCCUCCUCCCCUUUCCCACCCCGACCCCCACACAGCCUCUCCUGCCCCACACUCUAAGCCCAGCCCCCACACUGGGAAAGAGGGGUUUUGUUGGCAUCCGUUUGCAUCUGGAAAGUAAGAUGGGUGAGGGUCUGGGCCUGGGCUGGGCCCACCGCUGAACCCCCUGCACCUAGUACCAUGCCUGCCACAAAGUGGGUGCCUAAUAAAUAUUUGUCCAAGGAAGGAAUGAAUGAACAAACGGAUGAAUGAA